AUGUUGUUCUUCAGCUUUUUUAAGACCCUCAUCGACCACGAGGUCACGGUCGAACUCAAGAACGAUAUCCAGCUCCGUGGUAUCCUGAAGAGUGUUGACCAGUACCUUAAUAUCAAGCUCGACAAUGUCCAAGUCAUGGAGGAACUCAAGUACCCCCACUUGAGUGCCGUUAAGAACAUCUUUAUCCGCGGCUCCGUUGUGAGAUACGUUCACUUACCGGCUAGCGCAGUGGAUGUGCAACUGUUGGAGGAUGCUGCCAGAAGAGAAGCCCAGAACCAGGCUGUGAAGGCUAAAUGA
This is a messenger RNA of Thermochaetoides thermophila DSM 1495, 297 nucleotides long. RefSeq lists its product as uncharacterized. The coding region runs from base 1 to 297 and encodes 98 amino acids. Lineage: Eukaryota; Fungi; Ascomycota; Sordariomycetes; Sordariales; Chaetomiaceae. Gene Ontology annotation, molecular function: RNA binding. The record is from RefSeq and is a predicted model, not a curated record. Gene Ontology annotation, biological process: mRNA splicing, via spliceosome. Gene Ontology annotation, cellular component: Lsm1-7-Pat1 complex; P-body; U6 snRNP. The transcript has 4 exons.